Messenger RNA from Acanthochromis polyacanthus (spiny chromis), 2775 nucleotides. RefSeq names its product septin-8-A-like. The transcript has 9 exons. The record is from RefSeq and is a predicted model, not a curated record. Gene Ontology annotation, cellular component: cell division site; septin ring; microtubule cytoskeleton. Gene Ontology annotation, molecular function: GTP binding; GTPase activity; molecular adaptor activity. The coding region runs from base 145 to 1341 and encodes 398 amino acids. NCBI's taxonomy places the organism in Eukaryota, Metazoa, Chordata, Actinopteri, Pomacentridae. Gene Ontology annotation, biological process: cytoskeleton-dependent cytokinesis.
AACGAAGAAAAGCGAAACCUGGAGCUCGGAGGCCAUGUGGGGUUCGACAGUCUUCCAGACCAGCUGGUCAGCAAAUCGGUUGCACAGGGAUUCUGCUUCAACAUCCUCUGUGUGGGUGAGACAGGGAUUGGCAAGUCAACGCUGAUGAACACUCUUUUCAACACGACAUUUGAAAACGAGGAAGCCAGCCACUAUGAGCAUGAGGUCCAGCUGCGUCCACAAACGUAUGAUCUGCAGGAGAGCAACGUCAACCUCAAGCUGACCAUCGUACAUACCGUAGGGUUCGGAGAUCAGAUCAACAAAGAAGAAAGCUACAAACCCAUUCUGGAGUAUAUCGAUGCCCAAUUUGAAAACUAUCUUGAAGAGGAGCUGAAAAUAAAGCGUUCCCUAUUUAACUACCAUGACACAAGAAUCCACAUCUGCCUCUAUUUCAUCGCCCCCACCGGACAUUCCCUGAAGUCCAUCGAUCUCGUCACGAUGAAGAAACUGGACAGCAAGGUGAACAUCAUCCCGGUUAUUGCCAAGGCGGACACCGUAUCCAGGAGUGAGCUGGACAAAUUAAAGAUCAAGGUGAUGAGUGAGCUGGUCAGCAAUGGAGUGCAGAUUUACCAGUUUCCUACUGAGGAUGAGGCUGUUGCAGAGAUCAACUCUUCCAUGAACACUCAUCUUCCAUUUGCUGUGGUUGGAAGCAUAGAAGAUGUUAAAGUAGGAAAUAAGAUGGUGAAAGCAAGGCUGUACCCCUGGGGAUCCGUGCAGGUGGAGAAUGAAAACCAUUGUGAUUUCGUGAAGCUGAGGGAAAUGCUGCUGCGUGUGAACAUGGAGGAUCUCCGGGAGCAAACACACGCUCGGCACUAUGAGCUGUACCGUCGCUGCAAGCUGGAAGAGAUGGGCUUCAAGGACACGGGCCCUGACAGCCAGUCGUUCAGCCUUCAGGAGACGUACGAAGCCAAGAGGAAGGAGUUCCUUGUUGAACUUCAGCGCAAAGAGGAAGAAAUGAGACAGAUGUUUGUUAACAAAGUCAAGGAGACAGAAGCAGAGCUGAAGGAGAAGGAGAAGGAGCUUCAUGAGAGGUUUGAGCAGCUCAAGCGGAUGCACCAGGAAGAAAAGAAGAAUCUGGAAGAGAAAAGACGAGAACUGGAAGAGGAGAUGAACGCCUUCAACAGAAGAAAGGUUGCAGCUGAGACACUGAUGGGACAAGCGCUUCAAGGCUGCUCACAGCAGCCGUUCAAGAAAGACAAGGACAAGAAGAAGCUGACCUGCCAGACUGUAUCUCAGGCAGGGGCACUUCUGUUUACAUUCGACUGGUCUCAUCGAUGCUCACACCAUGUGCAACACAGAUGAUACUCAGACAUCCCACGUAGAACUGUAAUCAUUGUUGCAGGUGGAAACAUUAUCUGUCAGGUUGAAUUAUGUAUGCUCAGAGCUCGCACACACAGUUUGAAGUGAAGAUUAGCCUUGAAAAUCCAUAAUCACAAAGCUGUCAUAGUGAUUGGCAAAACAGAAGCAAAUAUGUUGUUUCUUCAGAAAAUGUCACUAUUAAUAGUAGCUUGUCCUGGCUUUAACAUCCUACUAUGUGGGUGAAAAUGUUAAAGACUGCCACAGGCAUUAAGCCAGCAUAAUGCCACACAUGGCUGGACAUGUGGUUUCAACAGGUUUCUGUGUAUGUUUUGAUGCUUUUACUUAUUAUUUAAAACAUACUUUAGGAAAAAUCAGUAAAUUAGUUUUGCAUAUUAAAAAAUACAAGAAAAGCUGCAUACACAAAUACAUACAUACAAGCUAAUUAAUAAGAUAAUGUACAUUUUUAUACUUUGUCCCAGUGAAGGAAGUGAGUAAGCUAGAACUUUAUAGAGCCCAUAUAAUGCACAGUUGCAGGGUUUUUAAAUUGAGAAUGAGAAUAUGUUCAGGCUUUUAUUGAUUGUGCUUUUUUACCCUCAUAUUGUAAAUUGCUGCAGCACAGCUAACAUUGUAGUCAUAGCAGAAGCAACUGUAGUGAGGCACUAAUAGAGGACUGAAGGAAGGAUUUAUUGUGUUUUUGGCAAUUGUGUUACAUGGUGGCAUGAAUAAGCAAAAGAAGUAAAUCCUGUACUCUAACUGAGACAUUACAGGCAGGUAUGGUGCAGGGGUUUCUGCAGGAAACGAUAACUCCUUCUGUCGUAGGGUUUGUGUUUUGUUUGCAGACCAUUUACAUACGCAAAAAGCGGCUCUAUAACAAACUUAACUAAAGUUAAAAGCAUUAUAUGGGCUCUUUAAAGUAAGUUUUUGUUCAGACUUGCUUUCAAAUGAUCGGCUGGUUUAAUUUCUCUGUUUUGAUUGUGUCCAAAACUGCAAACUGAAGUGUUCAUAAGUGGAGAUUUGUCUGAAAUUCACUGCUGCAGUAAAAAAAAAAGGCAGCUUAAGUAAUGUAGUGAUAGAAAACAUUGAUUUUUAUGUGGAAGUUGUGGACUCAUGGUCAGUUUGUUAUGAUCUAAAGACUGUGUCGGUUUCGACUGUUGAGUGAUCACACGAACAAAUGUCUCUAUAAAUAUACUUUUAUGGUUUAAAUCUGAUGAAGAUAAAUUGAUUUCAAUGAGGGUUUUUUUUAAACAGAUUUGAUAUGAAUGUUGAAAUGUCAAAGAAAGAAUUUGAGCUGCCAUUCUGACUACUUAAAUGAAAAAACUAGAUAGUUGCUUAAAGAAGUUAGUCUAAACACUGCUGCAUGCCAGUUUCAUUCACUUAUUAUUUUCAUUUGCACCAUGCCUCAUGUCCUUCAUUUUUCCCUUUUGCCAUAUGUUGUCU